Messenger RNA from Etheostoma cragini (Arkansas darter), 6223 nucleotides. It is a transcript of the gene dnmt3ab, whose product is annotated as DNA (cytosine-5-)-methyltransferase 3 alpha b. Gene Ontology annotation, biological process: negative regulation of DNA-templated transcription. Gene Ontology annotation, molecular function: methyltransferase activity. The record is from RefSeq and is a predicted model, not a curated record. The coding region runs from base 244 to 3207 and encodes 987 amino acids. The transcript is spliced from 24 exons. Gene Ontology annotation, cellular component: cytoplasm; nucleus. NCBI's taxonomy places the organism in Eukaryota, Metazoa, Chordata, Actinopteri, Perciformes, Percidae.
GUCUGCAGGCCCCUGCAGUGAGAGCGGUGCAACUGGAAGAGAGCUGGCCGGUUGGGGAGGUGGAGGACGGGGAGAGAAGAGGAAGGAGGCUCCGGGAGCAAGCGAGACAAAAAGGGUCAGGCCUGGGACUUGGGAAAAUCGGAGAGCGGAGAAGAAGAAGGAUCAUCUCUUUUUUUGUUCCUUUGAGUUUAUUUUUCACCUCAUCUACAUCGCCCCCAUUAUUAGAUAUCACCCAUAGACUCGAUGAUGCCGUCCAACACUGUCACCAACACCACUGCAUUUAAAGGCUCAGGCUACACUGAUUCACCUGGAAACAGAAUGGGUGAAAGCACACUACGGGACACGGACCUGAUGACGGAGGAGAAGUCGGCUAAAGGUAGUGCCUCUUGUAAAGUUGGCAAGCCUGGAAGAAAGCGCAAGCAGUUUCCAGUCGAUAGCUGUGGCUCUCUUAAAGCCAGUGUGGGCGUGGGCAACGUCUACACUGGGGUGGGUAGGCCGUCCAUGGCCCAGGUCCACAAUGGUGACGUGGGUGGGCACAGAGACAGGACGCCUGACGCCUGCUUCCCAAAACAGGAGAAGAGGGAAGUGGAGAACGGGAUCCCCAGAGAUCCUUCCUCUUGCCGGGCAGAGGACAGCUCCCAGGGUCAGAGCCUUAGCUUGUCCCCAGAGAACGGAUUCCUGCCUAGCCGUGAAGACCAGGACUCGGAGAAAGACAAGGACGACAGCCUUACGACGCCGCACAAGAAACGAGGAAGGCGGAAACUGGAGCGCCCAACGAAAUAUGUGGAGCACAAGGAGGAGGACGGGCGUGAUGCAGUCAAGACCGAGGGAGGUCGAGGCAGGAGGGGCGUUGGUUGGGAGAUCAGCCUUCGUCAGAGGCCCAUGCCCAGAAUAACCUUCCAGGCUGGUGACCCUUAUUACAUUAGCAAGCGGACCAGAGAGGAGUGGCUGGCCAAGUGGAAGAUAGAGGCAGAGAAAAAGUCCAAACUGAUGUCAGCGAUGAAUGCGAUGAAAGAUCAUGAGGAGAAUGACACAGAGACCCAGAAAGAAGAGGUCUCAACAAUUAAGCACCCAUCGCCUUCAAAGCAGAAGCAGCAGCCUCAGUCGCACGCUCAGUCACAGCCUCAAUAUCAACAGCAAUCACAGCGGUUGCUGCCACAACAACAUCAGCAGCCACCUCAGCAGCAGCAGCAGCAGCAGCAGCCUACUGACCCCGCUUCCCCCACUGUGGCCACGACCCCUGAGCCUGUCGCCAUCGGAGGUGGCGAUAAGACGUCCCCCAAGCCUGCAGACACUGAGCUAGAGUAUGAGGACGGUCGUGGUUUUGGCAUUGGGGAGCUUGUUUGGGGGAAGCUUCGAGGCUUCUCGUGGUGGCCAGGCCGCAUUGUAUCCUGGUGGAUGACGGGACGGAGCAGAGCGGCUGAGGGAACCAGAUGGGUUAUGUGGUUUGGAGAUGGAAAAUUCUCAGUGGUCUGUGUAGAAAAACUCAUGCCUUUAAGUUCCUUUAAUAAUGCCUUUCACCAACCAACUUACAACAAGCAGCCCAUGUACAAGAAGGCCAUCUAUGAGGUGCUACAGGCGGCUAGCAGCCGGGCAGGCAAAGCCUUCAUGGCCUGCCCCGACAGUGAUGAAACAGAAACCUCCAAAUCAGUGGAAAUGCUGAACAAGCAGAUGAUUGACUGGGCUAUGACAGGAUUUCAGCCCACAGGACCCAAGGCUUUAGAGCCACCUGAAGAGGAGCGUAACCCAUACAAAGAGGUUUACCCUGAGAUGUGGGUGGAGCCUGAAGAAGCAGCCUAUACGCCGCCUCCGGCCAAAAAGCCUCGCAAAAGCCCAGCAGAGAAACCCAAGGUCAAAGACAUCAUUGAUGAGCGGACACGAGAGAGGCUUGUUAAUGAAGUAAGACAAAAGUGCCGCAGCAUAGAGGACAUCUGCAUCUCCUGUGGAAGUCUGAAUGUUAGCAUUGAGCACCCGCUGUUUGCUGGAGGAAUGUGCCAGAGUUGUAAGAAUUGCUUCCUAGAAUGUGCAUAUCAAUAUGACGACGAUGGUUACCAGUCAUACUGCACUAUCUGCUGCGGAGGAAGAGAGGUGCUCAUGUGCGGAAACAACAACUGCUGUCGGUGUUUCUGUGUGGAGUGUGUCGACCUCCUCGUCGGUCAGGGAGCGGCCCACGCAGCCAUCAAAGAGGACCCGUGGAACUGCUACAUGUGUGGUCAGAAGGAUGCGUUUGGUCUUCUGGGGCGUCGCACCGACUGGCCCAGCCGUCUCCAGCACUUCUUUGCAAAUAAUCACGACCAAGAUUUUGAUGCACCAAAGCUUUACCCCCCAGUCAUGGUGGAGAACAGGAAGCCCAUUCGUGUCUUGUCGCUAUUUGACGGCAUAGCAACAGGGCUUUUGGUGCUGAAAGAACUUGGCAUCCAAGUGGAUCGCUAUGUAGCUUCCGAAGUGUGUGAAGACUCCAUCACUGUGGGUAUCGUCCGGCAUCAGGGUCGCAUCAUGUAUGUUGGGGAUGUGAGGAAUGUCACACGCAAACAUAUACAGGAGUGGGGUCCCUUUGACCUAGUUAUAGGUGGAAGCCCAUGCAAUGACCUCUCUAUAGUCAAUCCUGCAAGGAAAGGUCUUUAUGAGGGCACCGGCCGCCUGUUCUUUGAGUUUUACAGGCUGCUCCAUGAGGCUCGACCGAAGAACGGGGAAAACCGGCCUUUCUUCUGGCUCUUUGAAAAUGUGGUUGCCAUGGGUGUCAGCGAUAAAAGAGACAUAUCUCGCUUUUUAGAGUGCAACCCAGUGAUGAUCGAUGCCAAGGAAGUGUCUGCUGCCCACCGCGCCCGCUACUUCUGGGGGAACCUUCCUGGCAUGAACAGGUUGGUGUCUGAAUGGCCUUUGAGUGCUAUGUACAAUGACAGGGUGGACCUCCAGGACUGUUUAGAGCAUGGCAGAACAGCUAAGUUUGACAAGGUGAGGACCAUCACCACCAGGUCUAAUUCCAUUAAGCAGGGAAAGGACCAGCACUUCCCUGUCUUCAUGAACGAGAAGGAAGACAUACUCUGGUGCACUGAGAUGGAAAGGAUCUUUGGCUUCCCAGUCCACUAUACGGACGUGUCCAACAUGAGCCGACUGGCAAGGCAAAGGCUCCUGGGCCGAUCAUGGAGCGUCCCGGUUAUCCGCCACCUGUUUGCACCACUCAAAGAUUACUUUGCCUGUGUUUGAGCAGCAAGAAAAGUCACUCGGAACCAUUUAGGAAAUACAACUCUGACUAGAAGUAAGAGCCUUGAUCCUCAGAUUAUACUCUUGUAUGAUUUGCGAGCGAAACAUUGACGUAGAUUUCACAUUAUUUCUUGUGUUUGAAUUGUAAUUCUUAUUCUAUUUAAUUUUGAUAUGUCAUUUUACCUUUUAGCAGUGUUAUCAAGUAUUGUUGAUUUGUUUGUGCAAGCUAUACUUGAGACUAUGCUUUCUUCUCAAGACACUGAGACAGAAAAGUGCUAAACCUGUAUUUUUAAAAGAGACGGCAAUGCGAUGGGAAAGACCCGAAAGAUAGGAAAUGGUUUUGAGAUAUGUGAAAUGUUUCUGCUGUGUGAGCAUACUGUAUAUCGGAGCUGCGAGGUUCCCACGUGCAGUGUGGCCAUGCCUCCAGCUACUGAGCCUCACAGAGAUGUGAAGAGAAAGAUGUUUUUUCUUUAGUGUCAGGAGAGCUGUCUCUAAAAAAAAAUCCAAAACACCAGAUCACAUAUACCUCUUUGUUUACAGUUUCUAUACACAACUGAAGGUAAUAAAGGUACUACUGUAAUAUGGUUACAAUACCAUGGUGCUCCAAGAUGAUGAGAAACAUCAUCGCCCAUGUGGCACUACAACCUUAGACAAUACGGAGCUCUUUAACCUGUUGCUGGAAAAAACAACAACUUGUGUUGGAUGUUAAGGAAAAAAGAACAAUUCUGUUCUGUGACUGUAGACUGCAAAAUGGAGCCUCGUCUCUUUUCUGCAUUUUACGGCUUUUAUACAGUUUGUACUGGUGCUCAUUUACUCUCUCAGCCUUGCCACACUCAGGCUCACUGCCUGGAUCUGCACAAACAGAAAGUGAAGCUAGCCACAUGGGCAAUGGUGUUUUCUGUCAUCCAAAAAAACAACAACUUACGUCUGUGAAACUAUUUAUUUCUAGUUUCAUCCUGACCAAUGACGUUACUGUACAACUGUUAGUAAGCGUGGGGAGGGAGGGUGACCAGGCCGGGUAACUCUCCUCAUCAACUUCCACCUCUCUAAACUGAAAAACUGUCAGGUGCAAAUCCUCAAACAAUAUGGUGCGGCUUCACAAAGUUCUUCUACCUUUUUAUAGCAAUUUUGUGCUGUUUUAUCAACAUUAUAAAGCACUUUUAUAUGUAUACUUUCUUUUUUUCCCUUGAUAUUUUAAAAAGAAAUAUGGGUUCUUGUGAAAUCUUUUGUUGUUUUGUUUUAUGAUGUGAACUGAUCUACCCUCGUAUAAUACGUUUUGUAUACAGUAGGGCUGUGCCAACAGAAGUGAAAGAGUGGAUAUUGAUAUGUGAAACCCAUGUUAGUUGACUCUAGUCUACAGUAGAGGGAUUGACAUUUGUUCCCCCCUUCCUCCAUCCUCCAUAUUGUUCCCUGUUUUAAAGCAGUGACACAGUAUGUUUCUAGCCAGAUUCAAAGAAUGUCUAUUUCUGUUAAGAUUGUAAAAUGUAACACAGAGUUAGGGACCUAUGUCAAGCGCUUGUAUAAUAUGUUGUCCCUUGUGAAGGACAGUUGACCCUUUUGCCAUUUCCCUGAUUAAUCAUAGUCGUCAUGUGGACAAAUUUAAGUGCUGAUCCAAAUUUGGAUUACAUUCACAAACUAAAUACUCUUGAUUGUAAGCUCUGAGAUAAAUAUGGAGGAUUUAGGCUGCAGUUCGUCAAAACAAAAAACUGACACAGUGUUUGACGAAGAUGUCGGCACUCAAAGACAAAAGAGGGUAAUAAAGACAAAUGUUAUCGCUUAUCUAUAUCAUAUUUAAGAUUCAAAAUUUUAAAUUUAAUUCUUAAUUUAAUUAAUUUCUUAAGUGACCUUAUUGCCAUCAUUUUUGUCCAUGCACACUAGACUCAAUAUGAGCUAUCGUGCUGUGUGAUAUUUUAACCCCCCCUCCCCCUCCUCCUAUAAUACAUAACAACCCCUCCCGUUUGUACAUUUUGUACAUAGUUGUUUUCCGGUUGCUGAUUUUACUUUGUUUUCAUCUUUUGUUUUUAUUACGUAUGAGAUGUACAAAUAUAAUUCUUUGCUAAUAUAUAUCAUCAAAUUAGGAAACAAAUCUUAGGUUAAAAAUCAAGUGACAAAUUUGAUUCAAAACUUGCUUUGAGCGUUAGAUGUAGGGAGACUCAAAGUCGACUACUUUAUCGUACUGAUUUAUUUGUGUCAAGUGAAUCCAGAUUGAAAGUAGCGGGAUUUUAACAGGGCCUAUGGACAGCUUUACGAUGAAGAACGGUCUCAACUUCACUGCACAGCCCUACCUGGUGGUGUCUUUUGCUUCUGUUUCCUUUUGUAAGACAUUACAAAGAGGGAUUGUUGGUGUUUUCUGAUGGUGCUAAACAUUUUAUCUGAACAAGAAAAAUAUAUUUGAUUGGAAAAGAAAUAACGUCUUGACAAUGACUGUUUUUAAGUUCCUUGUAGUAACGGAAAAGAACUAUUAUUUCACUCAUAUAAAUAUAUUAACAAAGGCAUUUUAACUUUGUACUUGAAAAAAUAAGGAUAACAAAUAAUGAAAGGUUUCCUAUAUUGUUUUAGACUAGAGAUUGCUGUAGUUGGUGCUUAUCUGUGGGAAAAUCGUGUGAGAAAAAAAAAGAAAAAAAAAACAGUAAUAACUUUUACUGUACUAUAAUGUAUGCUUAAUACACAUUGCUUCUUAAUUCUACAUUCCAUGCCGUAAUAUUCUCCUUGUCUGUUUUCAAACUGUUGUUUUGAAUUAAGGUUUGUUUUUUAUCGGAAACAACACUUGAGUUUUACUGUUCAAGGCAGGUCAAUAAUUCUAUAUUCGGUGAUAUUGUUGACACUGUGUGACUUUCUUUCUGUCAUAACUGUUGAUGGCCUAUACGCGUUUCCUCAAGACCAGUUCGUACAGCAGAUGUAGCAGUCAUUCUCCACUUCGACCGCCCCUUCCCCAUACUUAAGUUUAGUGUCCAGAGAGAAGAUAGAGUAUGUACUUGUGCUGGAGAACACUUGAAUAAAUGUAUUGUUUUUGUGCAAA